Acanthocheilonema viteae is the source of this 415-nucleotide messenger RNA. The record is from the annotation of a GenBank genome assembly. NCBI's taxonomy places the organism in Eukaryota, Metazoa, Nematoda, Chromadorea, Rhabditida, Onchocercidae.
AUGGCAAAUAUCAUUGGUAGCUUCAUUGAUUCAAUGUUAAAUUACAUGUUAUGUUUAAUAAUUCACGAUGUAGGAAUGACAGCAACGCCACAUUUCAUAUUUGCAGCAAUGACGAAAUUACAACAUCAUGCAGCAGCAACUGCAACAAAUUUACAUCCAAAUUCAACAACAAUUUCAUCGAAAGAAAUCACAAUGGAAGAUCGUAAUUCCGGUUUAUGUACGGAACAAUCGAUUACGGAAUUGGAAACAUCGCCGUUGAGUACAUGUCGUUCAGCGUCAUCCUCAUUGUUGCAACAUGAUAAUUCGGUAUCAUUUGAGAAGGUAGUUGCAUCAAAUUAUCACAUGAUAACCAAUCAUCUUAGUGAUACCAAUAAUGCUUAUAUUAACAAUGUGAAACGACGAAGGAAACCAGAUG